GAUCGGGCCUCUGGGACUGCGCUGGCGGAGGCGACGCGGAGCCCGGGCUUCGCCGCGGGGCUGGGUUCCCGGUGGGCUCUCCUGCCUCGUGGGGAAGCUUGGAGCGGCGGCCGUGAGGGCUGAGUGUGGACCGUCACCGCCAGCAGCCGAACAACGCACUGACUCGCGCUGAGACCUUAGCGACAGCUGCCUGAUUGCCCUCCUCUGGCCUCUCCGCUCAUCCAUUCUUUCUGGCUGGGCACGUAGAAUCUGGCAUCUGAGGAUGCAGAGAUGGAUAAAACACACAGCCUUGCCUUUAGGAGCUUACUAGAGUGAAGGAGAAAAGCUGUAAAAGUAUCGGCGUGAUAAGUAGCACUGUUUUAACGUCCAUGGGGAUCGUUGUGCUGGAGCUGUACUGGAAGCAUGCUCCAAAGACCUGUAAGAACUUCGCUGAGUUGGCUCGUCGAGGUUAUUACAAUGGCACCAAAUUCCACAGAAUCAUCAAAGACUUCAUGAUCCAGGGGGGUGACCCAACAGGGACAGGUCGAGGUGGGGCAUCUAUCUAUGGCAAGCAAUUUGAAGAUGAACUUCAUCCAGACCUGAAAUUCACUGGGGCUGGAAUUCUUGCAAUGGCCAAUGCAGGGCCAGAUACCAAUGGCAGCCAGUUCUUUGUGACACUAGCUCCCACCCAGUGGCUUGACGGCAAACACACAAUUUUUGGCCGUGUGUGCCAGGGUAUAGGAAUGGUGAAUCGAGUGGGAAUGGUGGAAACAAAUUCCCAGGACCGCCCUGUGGAUGACGUGAAGAUCAUCAAGGCAUACCCUUCUGGGUAGUCUUGCUGCUCUCGUGGGCACACCAGGUCUUCUGAGACGGCCCAGUCAACCAGCUUCCAGAUGACCUACAAUGACAAAUAACUCUGAACUUCAUUUUGGCCUUUCAAAUCAUGGAGCUAAGGAGGCCUGGGGUCUUGAGUGAGUUAGAGAUGGAAAUAUAUUUUAAUAGAAUGCUUCUGUUUACAUCUCCCUGAGCCUAGGUGGACAGAGCAUUUGCAGAAAUGCCCAUGCAUGAAUAUACACAGGUUGCUGCCCCCUGCAGACAACCCACACCGCUCCUUCACGUGUGUAUCUGCCCUCAUACACUUGGAACAAAAUGAAGCAAACUCUGUCAUUUCUCAGUGUCCAACCAAACUUCUUUCUGCAAAGAUUUAUAUUCUGGGCCUACACUGCAGUCUUUGGUGGCUGACGGCCACAGAAUUCAAAACCAAGUAGUGUCUGUCAGCCUUCUGAACUCUGCACACCCUGUUUCAGUUUCCUACAUUUGUUCUUCCCGGGAAUGUCUGCAUCUUUCUAUGUUUUUUCCCUCUCAAAACCAGAACAUCAACGCUGCUGUUUCUGACACUUAGACAUCCUACACAAAGCCACAUUGGAUUUUUGCCAAAUGAAAAAUGCAUCCAACAAUCAAGUUUCUAAGAAGGUGCCAAGUGGGGAAUGAUAAUGUGUAAUAAUCAAGAAAUGAAUUUAUUAAAGGAAGCAGAAACAUUGACCAUUUUUUUCCCAGGAAGGAGUAGAAAUCUGUAGUAAGCGUAAAGACAGGCUAUGAAUUCUCCUUAAAACAAACAAACAAAUAGUAUUCUCAUAAAGGAGAAGUACCACUUAAGUUUUUGUAAACCUAAGACUUUAGAGAAACUAACAGAUUUUAUUUUUUUUUAAUUUUUUUGAUUUUUUUAUGAGGUGGGGGUGAUGAGA
Pteronotus mesoamericanus is the source of this 1724-nucleotide messenger RNA. RefSeq names its product peptidylprolyl isomerase like 1 (gene PPIL1). Gene Ontology annotation, cellular component: catalytic step 2 spliceosome. Gene Ontology annotation, molecular function: peptidyl-prolyl cis-trans isomerase activity. The coding region runs from base 369 to 812 and encodes 147 amino acids. Gene Ontology annotation, biological process: protein peptidyl-prolyl isomerization; protein folding. The transcript has 4 exons. The record is from RefSeq and is a predicted model, not a curated record. NCBI's taxonomy places the organism in Eukaryota, Metazoa, Chordata, Mammalia, Chiroptera, Mormoopidae.